AAGAGAUUAUGCGCCACGACUCAAAGCAAGAAGCAGAGCUGCAGCAGCAGAUGAAGCACAGAGGAGAGAGAGAUGAGAUGAGCGAUGAGAGGCAGCGGAGAGGCCUUUCCCAGGCCACGCUUCGAUCCCCACCCCGCAACCCUAAAGCCUCCCUCCCUCCCUCCCUCACGCCUUGCACCGUUCAGCGCCACUGCUGAUUUGGGUCUCUCCGCCUCGAAUGCCCAAGUAUUGUUGUAGCUCUGCUGGGAUGUCGCUUCCUCUUCUCGUGAAACUCAAUCGCUACUUAUUUCGUGUCUUGGAGUGGGGCUUUGCGAUCGCGUUGUGAAUUGGGCUGACUUGGGGUCGUUUGGUUGUUGCGACCGUGAUGGAAGCAACGGGGCUUUCUCUUUCCGGAGCUAGGCAGUGUGCGCAACCAUGGUCGCGUCGGAUUGAGCACCAGCACCGUGGCACACUUGGCUCUCAGAAUUCUCUGUCUUGUCGUCAAAAGGUGGUGAUGAAAUUGGAUAUUGAAUCAAGGUUAAGCUGCUCUGUUCAGCACAGGGUAUCUUCAGUACGUGCCAAGAGGUUUGGGUUUAGCGUCGUUGAAGCAAAACCUCGGGAAUCGACCAAGGCAAGGUUAGGGUUAGCGAGGUCCAGGUCUGCUGUAGUUUGUGCUAAGAAAGAAGACGUAGAGCACCAGGAUCUUGAAAAAGCGGAGAGUAAUUCGUCUGGCUGCUCUGUAUUCUGCGGAGGGAUACAGCGAUUUGCACUGUCAAUUUCAUAUGCGACAUGUGUGACCCAGAGUGAUUACAGGCAACUGUCAAGUUUAUGUGAGCUGAUUCUUCUCGUGGCUCUUGGUUUGUGGGCCGCAGAAUCAUGGACUUCGCGUGCCCAGAGGGCAAAUAUUGUGUCUCGAAUCUUCAUGUGCAGAUUACUGUGCGAUAGUUGCACCGUUCCUGCCCCGGAGGCUGUUUUGCAGCGGCAAGUAGCCAUGUCUACACAACCUGAGCGUUGCAUAUGGGAGAGGCGCUCCCAGACGGUAUCAAUUCGGCGUCUACAGGCUCCUGGAAGGGCGUCUCAGCUUCAGUCCCUUUGUAAAUUGGAGCGUCGUGGUGCUCGUGUUCCUGAUUCACAUUCGACAUGUCCAAGUAUGACCCACUACGAAGCAGUCAUGGGAGGCCACGAAGAGACUGCGAAGGCAGCGGAUGGCUCGGAAAGUGAUGCCACCAGAUUUACUGUAAAGAAGUGA
Physcomitrium patens is the source of this 1228-nucleotide messenger RNA. NCBI's taxonomy places the organism in Eukaryota, Viridiplantae, Streptophyta, Bryopsida, Funariales, Funariaceae. The record is from RefSeq and is a predicted model, not a curated record.